GGCUGUAGCACCUCUGUGGAGGGCAGGCCCCAGCCCAGCUGCCUCCGCCUGGGGAUCUGCCAUUUGGGGCUAAAUUGACUGCUCAGAGGAGCUGACGCCUGGCCAGCUGAUUUGAAAAGAGAUAAUGGUGAAGGAAAGCCACUGAUGGCCGCGUGUCUCCAGCUGCCAGGGAGUAGGGUGAAUUUACCUAUGACUUUGUCAUAGGCUGGCCACAGUGAGUAGUCCCAUGUCCUCCUUCUUUUUCCAGUGACUUGCUUCGGACAGGAAUUUCAGAAAUGAGCAGCCGAUUAUGAUUCUAUAAUUGUGGGGCUUUGGUAAUUUGGGAGCUUAAUUAAUAACAUGACAGUGAGUAAGUAUUAAGAAGGAACAUGAUAACUUUGAAGCUCUUUACAUAACUCAUUAAGAGCACCAGCCUGGUUAUGAACAUAUUUUGUUUACAUUUAUUUUUCCGUGCUCUUUUGAUUGCCAUCCAAAUUUCAGAAUAUAAGAAAUUAGAAUCUCUAACUGACUUUUUUUCUUUCUGGUAAUCUCUAAGUGGUUAAGUGCAAAUACAGAGGUUAAUGAACCAUUGUUAUCAUUUUCCCUCAUCAUUCUUUAUAAUGUUUUAUCCACAAUAUUGAUUUCUUAAUAAGGUUCACCAACCUUGAAUUUGGAAGCCAAAGAAUUAUUUUUUUCACCUCCUUAAAAAAUCCUUCAAUUCCAUUGACUAACCAGUGCACUGAGAUCUCUUGAUCCUAGACAUUCUUUUCUUUAGAUGAUGUGAACUUUGAGGAGAUUUUUAUUGGUUUGAAAGAUUUUCCUUGGGUCAUUUUUUUUGUGUUGUGGGAGAGUGUACCCAAACACCUACCUUUCUGUCAUCUUGCAUACUAUUCCUUAAAAUAGUCUUGUAAUUGACCCUUAACUUUAUUUCUUCUUUUUUUCUGAAAGAAGCUUUGUAAAUAUUUGAGUGCAAAUUUUAAAAGUUGAGUUUUGCUUCAAAAUUUUAUCCUUUGAAUUUUGACACUCCCCCUUAAAGAAAGCUUCCUGAGAAAAGGGUGAGGUUUGAAUUUAUCUAUUAUUAUUAUUAUUAUUAUUAUUAUUAUUUGCAGUUCCUCCUUCAAAAUUUAUUCAUAUUCUUAUCAUUUGGAAAAAUCAACUUCUUGGUAGUUCUGAUAAAUGAUUUUAAGCAUAUUUUUAACUAGUGAUUAGCCUUAAUAGACUAAAAACCUUGUCUUUUAUGUCUUUAUGGAUUGUAUCCUAAGAUCAGGGAGGUCUAAACCCCCUUUCAACAAUAUUGGUAUAAUAUAGAGUUAAAGCAUCAUUGUCAUUUUACAGAAUGAAUGAAAAAUUGUAAACAGAAACCAGACCUCUUAUUUAGAGAUAAUGAGCUCAGAGGACAGUUCAAAGCCUGGGGACUGGUUGGUCUUUCUAAAGUUGGAGGGCACAGGGCAUGGGGGUAGAAAUGAUUUUCCCUGAGUCCAGGCAAUAAUGGAGUGCUUUCUCUGUAGAUAAUAUUUCUAAACAUGUUAUCAGUAUGUUCUGGCAGUUCUAAACCAUGUCAGUGAUAAAACACUGGCCCAGUGGGCAGACCACAACCACCUCCCUUUUGCAUGGGUAUUGCCUCUGAUGAGUGAGAUGUGACUUAAUUCACCAAUAGAGAAUAAUUUAUCUUAGCACACGGAAGAUACAUCUGAAAGCCUAUAAUUUAGCAGGUAGUCCAUUAAUUCCAUUUUCAUGGGAAUUCAUGGCUUUCUGGAUUUGUUAUUUUUAUAUUUCUGUUAACAUAAUAGCCAUUAAAAAGCUGUAAGUAUCCAACAACACCUGCUUUUAUUUUUAUUUAGGGAUGAGGUUAUAGAAACUUGCUUCCUCUGCAUAUUAUUCUUAAGUCUUUUGACAGUGAUGAUAAAACAAUCACACUAGCUUAAACCCAAUAGAUGACUCCGUUAUGGUGAUACUCAGGCAUCUCACAGAACACAGCACAAGAGACAGGGUCCUGACUCUUGUUUUCCACUUCAGUCUUUCUUGCUACAUCUAUUUCAUUUUUCUCUGUCCUUUCUGUAGUUGGGUUGUUCUUAUUUAUAUAUUAAUAUAACUAUGGAGACUUUUCUCAGUUCUCUAUAUUAGUGUCACCUGUAGGGGCUGGAAUUGUGGCUCAGUGGUAGAGCACCUGCCAAGCAUGUGUGAGGAACUGGGUUAGAUUUAUGAGGUCUCAGAACCACAUAAAAAAUAAAAAUAAAAAAAGAUAUUGUGUCCAUCUACGGCUAAAAAUAUUUUUUAAAGAAUAUCACCUGAAGAGUUUUAAAAGGCCAUUCUUUCCUGAAAAUGUUAGCACUUAGUGCAAUCAAGAUGAAGGGUGUUUGCUGUAGGAGUCUUUCAAUUUUUCAGUAGGACUUAAAGUGAUAUUACUCAAAAUAAAAAGUUUUGGUGGAGGUAACUGAGCCUUGCUCCCAGAUAUUCUGAUCCAAUGGGUCUAAAGUAGGGUCCAGACACUGCUAUGUUUUAAAAGCUCCCCUGGGGAUCCUAAUAUAUAAUCAAAGCUGGAAAUUGCUGCUAUGAACUCUUGUCUUUUUCAACUUCACUCAGUGAAGAGAGUGAGUCUCCUCUCUUUUUCCCUAUCCAAAUUUCCAAAUUCCUGGGCUGUGGACUAAUGAGCCCAGCUGAUGUUAUUCCCCAAUGCAGUGGGCUCCAGUGAGGCACAUUAUUCAAAUGGCAGCACACCUGUAGUGGGGCAAGGGAGAGCCUAGGCAAGUAAUUAGUAAUAAUAAUGAUAAUAAUAAUGCUAAAAGUAAUAGAGUUCAGCAUAUUCCUCCAAAGCAAGGCAAAGGGAGUCCUGAACUGCUAAAUUUGAGAACAUGUGGCAACUGUUGCUAACUAUUAUUGUAGCUAUUUUUUUCAAAUUAUAUCUUUGUUUGAAAGAAUGCAAUGAUGGGAAUUAAUUUUUCUUAGUUUGAAAGUUUUAUGGGACAAAACAAAUAUUUUAAUAUAUUUGAUAACAAAAAAACACAACUCUAUCCAUAUCAGACUAGUCCUUACAAGUUGUGAUGCAUAAAAUGAUGUCUAAUAACAAAUACUAUGGGGUAUUUUGCUUGACAUAAUGCUCUAGUUGUAGCAGGCAUAAAUUUUACCCCACAGCGCACUAAAUUUUAAAAAUAUCACAUUUCUUCAAAGAUUCUCUGAAUCAGUUAAGAGGCUCUGCAUCUUCCUCAGUCCCCUUCUUUCUUCCCAGUGAUUUUGCAGAAAAUUCCAACCUAGUCUUAUGUCUGGAGGGGCUGUCCCCUUGCUAAGUAAUACUUCUGAGAGUCUUAAAUAGUCUCAAAUUGUCAUUACAGCUGGAAGAGAGUGGUACCAUCAUUUCUAAGCAAACUGAGCAUUGAGAUUCUUAAUGGUCCCUAAUGAUUUGGAUCUCGGAGUUCAGUUCUUCCUGCACCCUGAGUCACCUACAAGGUCCUCUCACCUCUAGAGGCAUCGAUUGGGUGGUAUAUAUGAGCUGAUGACUAGGGAGUCUGCCAAUAACCUGUCCAAAUUCAAACACCAGGGGGAACCUCUUCUUCCUUGGCCCAAAUCUCUCUCUUUUCCCCAGUAUUCACUCACCAUCACCUUCUGAGACAAGUGUGUGCAUAAAACACAUGGGUAGGAAUUGUGUUUAGGUACCUAGUAGUUUAUUUUGAUUUGUAUAUAUAAAAGCACUUAAUUUUCUACUGAAGCAGGAAACUUAAAGCUCAGAACUUAAAAAAAAAAAAAAGUUCUAAGAAGCUAGCCAGACAGACACAACCCCAAAAUGUUGUCCAAAGGGUUCUAAGCUCAGAAUCCUCUCUUGAAGGUGGGGAGGGACAGCCAGGAGGGCACCUCCGUGCUUCGGUAGAUGGCACUGAGGAAGGAAAAUGAGGGAGUCAUGAUGCUGAUGCAGAAUGUCUAAAUGGUGACAUGUUCCCUGCUGGUUUGAGGAGAGAAAUUGGGCUUCCUGUGGCAACAACUGGACUUUGGAAGACAGAAAGUCUCUGUGAUCCUGAAGAAACAGAGCUGGAAGAGAGAGGAGGAAGAAUACGGGAUGAGGAAAAAGCACUUCCCAAGCCCCUGAGAAGUGGCAGAAACUGGUCCAGACAGAGCAGCUGGAUACCUGCAGGGAGAGCAAGACCAGAUGUCACCACGUGGCAAAGCUGGGGUGGGUACAACGCCCAAAGACCAGCACAAUUGCACAUCUCAGCAGAGGCUGGCAGUGGGAGCACAUCUUUGGAUGUUUAUUUCCUAAUGCUAGGACAUUGUUCCAGAAAAGAAAAGAGGAGGGAAAGAAGGAGGAAACCCUUGAAUUAAUCAAAAGAGGCUUAGUUUGAACCGAAACUCAAUGAGUUUCUUUGUAAGGGAAAAUUUUCCACCGUUGGCUCAAAUAAGGACUGUAGUGCUUAUUAAGUUCAGUUAUAGUUUGAGAACCAGUCACAUCGGUGCCCAUCUAGUUUUGUAAGCAACACAUGUUCAUGAUACUUGUGUACUUAUCUUCUGUGUAGACAUUGGGUAUUGGUUCUUCCUCCACGAUUUAUCCAGAAGGCUUUGCUGUCUCCAGAAUGGUGGCUGCACCUUGGAUGUCCUUUUCACCCAAGGGCUCUGCAUCUUAGUUCUUGGUUGCUGUCCUGGAGUCUUUCUCCCAUAAAGCCAUUUCAAAAUGUAUUUGAUGCAAAAGUCCCAUCCUACUCCAUAGCCAUAUUCUAAAUAAAGCAUCAUUUGAAACAAAACCAUCGAUGCCCCAACCGUGUACUCAUUCAUUUAAUCAUCCAGAAUGAGAGAAAACCUAAUGUUUUCAGACAUACAAAGAUUAAGAGAGUUUAUCAUCCACUGAUCUUCAUUAAAGGGAGUCUGAAAGUGUAUCUUCUAGUAAGAAGAAAAAGCAAAUAUAAGAAAAAGAAAUAUAAGAAAGAAUGUGAAAUGUAAGGACCCAAAGGGGGAGAUGAGCCUUCGAUUUGGAGAACUGAAGAGACAGAAAUACCUUCUGGUCGUAAAAGUUAGACAGCUCCCUAUGUUCAUAUAGCUUUUUUACUUUUGAACAUCUAUUCUUUUUUCCUCUUUCUGUUUAUAAAGUAACCACAAACAAUUAUUCAUAAUUCUCUCAUGUCUAUUGUUAUCUCCAUCUCUACAUCUAUGCAAAGAGAGAGGAAGACUGACAAACAUCAAAUAAGAUAGAGCUGAUGUACGUAAGGAACCCAAACACCAACUUGUUGUCCAGUUAAAAUGUAACUACUGUGUGCAUUUUAAUGUCCAUUAUUAAGUCGCUGAGUCAAGUGGUCCACAUUUUUAAUUCGUCUCCUGCCCUGCGAUCAGAGCAAAGGUGUUACUUCAAGUUUUUCCCUUUAAUAUUCUCAUUUUGUGAAAGAGGAAAUGGAGUUAUCAGUCAACAAAGAACACAGUUAUGAGGAUUUACAUGAUGUGAAUAUUCAAAUUUGAUGCUUUCACGAACAACAGUAGGUCAGAAAUCAUUCUUUUGUGAUAGAUUGUUAUAUAUUUAUAUGUGUUUUUUAAUAACAUUUACCUUAAAACUGUUAUUAUUUUUAUGUCAGACUUUUUCAUUUCUCAGCCUUUACUCAUGUGAGUGAGACAGUAUUGGGAUCCUUUUGCAGAACUAUAAAGCAGUGUGACACCAGGUGCCCUGCGGUUGUGAUAAUAACAUGGCUUUUAUAGAAGAAAAGUCUAUUGAAAUAUGAACAAUAGUAAACGUGUUUCAACAAAAAUUAUGUAAUGGAAAAAUACAAAUCUUGUAUAUGUAGGCUAAGUGGUACCUAAACAUCAACUGAAUUUCCUAAUUUUUCUUUGUUUUGAGAUUUGGCCCUCUUUCUGUAUUUCUCCUGUUGAUUAAUGGCAUCAAAAUUCCUGACUCAGAAAACAUAAGUAUCAUCUUUUUAUCCCUGUCAUCUAACCUUUUUAUUAUUUUAUUUUAUUAAAAUUUUUUUUUAGUUGUAAAUGGACAUGAUACUUUUAUUUUAUUUAUUUAUUUUUAUAUGAUGCUGAGGAUGGAACCCAGUGCCUCACACGUGCUAGGCAAGUGCUCUACCACUGAGCUACAACUCCAGCCCUCCCUAACCUUUUAAUCUUUUCCCUUCAACCCAAGUUUUAGUAGCUUCCCCCUUUAGUCUCCCUAUUUCUGAUUUGGCAUCAGAUCCUAUUAGGCUUGCUGGCUUUGGACCCACUUGCCUGCCAUUGCCUUGGUUUGGAUCCUUCUAGUUGUUCAUCUGGGUGGAGGAAUGGCCUCUCCACUGUCUCCAGCCUCUGUGGUGGCAAAAUAAACUUGAGAAAGUGGAAUCUGAUCCUGUCAUUGGAAGAUUUGAUAGCUCCUCUGUCCAUGGAGGAAUUUGUUUGCUUUAUUGCGGCACAGAAUCAGCCUGAUUUUGGUACCAGUUUUUAUUUGACUGAGUAGCUGCAGGCCUUAGCUCCUACUGCUCCUGUAAUGCUCCACGGUGACCUUCUCAGACAUCCCUGCCUCACCUGGGUAUUCCAAACCUUCUCUGGAUCUGCUGCUCCUCUACCUGGAACACUAUUCUUCACCACUGCCCCCGCAGUGGCCACACUCAGUGCCACCUUGUUUCUGAUCCACCCCCAAAUCCAUUAUUUUAUACCUGAGUUUAUUUUUUCUUGCCACAGGCCUCAAAAAUAAAUUUUAUAUGGCUCAGGGAGGAUACUUAGAGCAUUAACUGUUACCAUCUUUAUUACCUGUCUUCCUUAAUUACACUGUAGCUUCCUGAAGGGUCAGACCAUGGCCUAUUUUUCUUCAUAAUCAUCUCUAGAGCCUGAUUUUUACCCUGGAAGAAAGAGGCCUAAAGUGAAUAUUUUCUAAAUGAAUAAGUGAAUGAAUGAAUGGAGAAAGAAGGCCCAGAGAAACCAUGUACCCUGCCAAAUUUCAUAAAAUUAGUCAUGACAGAAUUGGGAGAAGAACACAGAGCUGACUUCCAAAUUACUUCAUUCUCUUUCUACCACAAUGUUAAUAAGUUUCAUUUUUCCUAUUAUAAAAAUAAUUAUUUGUAGAAAAUAUAGAGUACAGAGAAACGUAUGCAGAGAAAUUUUUCUCCUUUUGUCAUAGUUAUUGUUAAUAUUGUCCUAUAUUUAUUUCCAGUGGUUUUGUUUUUUCUUCUUAAGAAUAAUUUGUAGAAAUUAGAAAAAUCUCAAGUAUAAAAAUGAAAAUGAGUCACUCAUAUUUCCAUCUCCAGAAUUACUUGCUGUUUGUUAGCAUCGUGUUGUAUUUAUUUCAAGUCUGUUUCUUACUCUUUCCCUCCUUUGAAAACCAUGCUUUUCUUAAAAAUGAUACAUGUUGUUACAAAAAAUUCAAAGAGAACAAAAUAUUUCCAGGAGAAAAGUAAAAGAAACCAUAGAAAAUCCUGCUACCUAGAAAUAAUCAUUGUUAAUGGCUAACCCUUAUUCCACCUAUUUUUAUAGAUAUCAACAGGACAUAUAUAAAGACACGGUAGAUCAAUGGGUAGAUCGAUAUAAAACAAAACAGAAAAAGUACAGUUAUUAAUAAUUAUGUUCUAUUUGCUUCUAAAAUGAAUACAUUCAAUUUUAUUUAAACUAAAUAGAAAAAAGGAAUGUCAAAUGAAACCUGAAGGAUUGUUGAACUUAUAAUUUUUUCUCACAAGAAAUGUUAUUUUCUAAAUAACAUAACAUACUCAAAAACAGUUAAUAAAAUAUAUUGUGGGUGGAAGCAGUUAUUUUUUAAAGUGGCCCUGUUAAUUGUACAGGCCAUGUGGAUUUAUUCCCACUGGAAAGAUGAGGUCUCAACAAUUUCUUAGUCAGUCCUUUGACACCCAAUUUUUGACAGCUACAUUAUGCUUUCAUAUUGACCUUUUUUAUGGCUAAGUUUCAGCAAAAAAUGGUCUUACAUUAUAGCUGAAUGCAUUUUUUUUUUUCCAGAGAAGGUUCAUAUUAUCUCUAUACGUCAGGGAUUACAUUUAUUUUUAUUCUGGUUAUCUUUAUCCAUUUUCUAUAUUAUCUUUCUGUCUUUUUAUUUGUCCUUUACUUUAUCAGCAUUUCUGCUGAUAAAUCUUACAUGUUGAUACUUUAGUGUUUUAUUAGUGUCUCUUUGUUUCAAGCUCCUGAUUGAUUUAUGAAUUUUAUGUUGCUAUUUUGAUUUUUGAACUUUCAAAUUUAUCUCCUUUGAACUUGGGCAUUAAAAACCAUGUUCAUGUUAUCUUGUUCUGUACCUUAAACUAAAUUGUGAAACAUUUUCUUGCCUGUGUGUGCAUGCGCGCAUGUGUAUUGAUGUUUAGAUUUGAGUUCUUUGGCUGUCUUUCAGAAGCUCUGCUCCUUUGUGUUUUUCCUUAAAAUCUUUCUCUAUAAUAUGUUUGAGUCAUUGGGAUGUAUCACCUUUUACCUUGCUAGUGUUUAAAUUACUCUGGUAUACAGUGGGUGAUUUCUUGAUUUCUCCCUCUCUGUACCUGACACUAGUUCAUUUUUGCAAGGGCACGGUUUAGGGUCUGGGUAUUUUGUGCUCUGUUCACUUUUCUUGCAAUCUAAGGGAAUACCCAGGAGAAGCAGAGUUCUGAGGCAGCAUUACACUGCAUGUAUUAGUCAAGCUCCCAGCUAACUCUGAAUACAAGUUACCUGAAAAGGACCCAGCUGAAAAGAAUAAAUUGAAGAAAUUUAAUGAAGAGAUUCUUUAGAUAGUAGGCAGGACUCAAGACCCAAUAAGGGAGGCAGCGGGGGCCCAGAAGAAGUGGAAAACCAUUACUAUCACUAACUUCGAAGAGGCAUGAGAAGGAAACCAUUAAAGUCCAGUGCCAACUGAGGCAUAAAAAGAGAAAAUGCCCAACAAAAACAACAGCCAGAGAAAAGCAGCCACGUCUAGGAUUCUAACUGCAGAGGAAGGAGAAAUAAGGAGUAUGUCUCCUCUUCUCCCUAUUCCUACCCCCCCAUCGUCUGCCAGUGACUCCCAUUAGAAGAACCCUCACUGGAAACCGAGGCAAGACAGUGUGCAGAGGUCAGCUUCUUGGACAGAGUGGGAUUUAGAAGCACAGAGAAUAAUUCUGAUGAGCGACAGGGAACAAAUACAGAGCCAGUUGCUCAUGUGGGCAUAACUCUGAAACUGAGUUUUUGUUGCAUGGUGUCAGAAUUCCCUCCAUUUCCAUGGAUCAUAGAUGCCAAUGGCAAAUGUUUUAAGGCUAUGGAUUGUUUCUUUGUCUGGGUAGAGCCUUGGAGUCUUCAUUUCCCCAGAGAGGCAAUCUCAUCAUUUCCUCUCUACAGUUCACAGUGUAUCCCCAGCUUCCCGUUCUAGAGCUCUUUGGUUGGUUGACGCUGGGGUUUGAAUGUCCCCUCUACAGCUCAUGUUGAAGCUGUUUAAUUGCCAUUGUAACUGUGAUAAGAAAUGGGGCUUUUAAGAGGUUGAUUAUGUCAUGAGGGCUGUGUUUCCAUGAAUAGACUAAGGCUGUUAUCUUGGGAAGGAGUUGGUUAGUAGGGAAGUGGGUUCCUGAUAAAAAGAUGAAUUCAUCCUGAUUAUUCUGUCUCUCCUGUGCUGUCACUUUUCAUGUUACAAUGCGGCAUGAAGUCCCUCUCCCAAAGGCCAAGGCUGUGGUUUUGGUUGCCCAGCCACCAGAACUGUGAGUCAAAUAAACUUCUAUUUGUUAUAAAUCAUCUGGUCCAUGGUAAUCUGUUGUACAGCAGAAAAUGACUAAGACAGAUGAGGAAAAGCAAAAGGCCUCACCUUUGCUUCUCUCUAGAUUUCUGGGCAUUUCUGGCGUUUCCAGAGAUUCUGUCUACACUGUAGUUUGGUUAAGGGGGAGAGGAAAGGGGGAUAAACUUUAGGAGCUGUGCUCUAUUACUGCAUUUCACUCCAUUUCAGAAUUAAAUUUUUUUCCUUUAAUAGUUUUUGAAUUGUUUUUUUAAAUCUUACACUUUAUUUAUUUAUUUUGCAAUUAGAGAAUUUUUUUUUUUUUUUUUUUUUGCUGGUUUUCAGCAUUUUGUUGGGUGCCAGAAGUACUCUGAUUUAAUUCCAGAUGGAUAAGAAAUCCUACUAGUGUUUUUCUCUGGUUGUGCCUUGAGGAUCAUGUUGACUGUUUAUCCUCCCAAUAUCAAGAAGUUAUAUAAUACUGCUAUCUCAUGUUAAUGAAUUAUCAAGACUCUUGACACACACACACACACCUUAACAUCAUGCUGUUUACUGUACUUUAAAUUAUUUCUGUACAAAAGCUCAGAAGUCCUGCUAGCGCUGCCAUAGUCAGACUUUCCCUAGUUGUUUAGAGUUCCUAUCCAAAUUGUGUUGAUUUUUACAAUCUCUAUCUUGGCAGCAUCUUACUAUCAGAUGAAAUUCUCUUUGAUUUUGUGGUGACUCAUGAGGUGGAUGAUUCUCAGGGCACACCUGGACCAAGUGCCUGGCAUAGAUGUCAUCUGCACAUGCUCGUCCCUGUUCACUGUUCACAUUCUAGAUGUGAGUUGGCACUGCUACAUAAAGAGGAAGGUAUUCAAAUCAAAAAAGGUUUGGAGAAACUGGUUGAAUCUCAGAGGAACUAGUGAAAAUGGCUUAAGGUUUAGCAAACUGGUAUUCUGGAGAAAAUUGAAGGCUCACCAGAUCUAUGAGUAGGUUAACUGUGAGGGUGAUUUGGGGCAUGAAAAAUCAUCCUUGCUUCCAAACAUUUAGCCUGUCGACCUGAGCCAGUGCUUCCACUUCCUACUGUUGGAGAUGCUUCCUCUAGAAGAUCCCUGAAAAAAAUAUACAUUUAGCUGAAAUAAAAAAAAAAAAACCACAAAACUACUGGUAUUCAUCUUCCUAGAGAUGAUGACCAACACUUGCUAUUUUCAACAAGUACAGGAAGGAAGACACAGACAGAAUAAUGUACACUCAGCCUUCUGCAUCUGUGGAUCAAACAACUGCAGAUCAAUCUGUACUGAGCACAUACAGACAACAUUAUUGUCAUUCUUUCUAACAUAAUAUAACAGCUAUUUAUAUAGCAUUUCCAUUGGAAUAAUUAUUUUAAGAAAUCUAGAAAUGAUUUAAGGUAAAAGGGAGAAUGUGGAUAGGUUAUAGGUAAAUACUGUGCCAUUUUAUAUAAGGGACUUGAGAAUCCUCAUAUUUUGGUGUCUAUGGAAAGUCUUGGCACUAGUCCCUUGUAGAAACUGAGGGAUGAUUUCAUUUAAGAGUCUUAUCUAAGAAUCUAGAUCUUUCAAUAACUUGCAGUAUGAACUUGGGCAAAUCACUUGCUAUCUGAACCAUGAUUUUCCCUCUGUUAGACAAGGAAAAAAUGAUAUCUAUUUUGCUUACUUCAUAAAAUUAUUAUGACAUCAAUUUGAAAGUUAUACUGAAAUGCUCUGAAAGAAUUAGAUACAUACAAAAAUUAGCUCUUUCAUAUUUUAGAAAAGUCACAUGAUAUUCUGGAAAAAAACCUAAAAGAUAACAAACCUAGGUUCAAAUCCCAACUAUGCUGCCUGGUAAUUGAAAAUUGGGCAGGGUCAAUUUUUAGUUCCUUAACAUUGGAAAAUUCUGGAAGUCAUUUCAGAAACACAGAAUUGUUUGAAGGCCUAAAAAGAGCUAACAUCCACAUGGCCUCUGACAAAGAAUAAAUGUUUGCUUUACUCUCCUCUGCCCUUCCACAAUGACUGCACUCAGGCAGGAGGUACACCUGGUCACUGACCAAGGGUGACAUGAUGGGAUGGUUAAUGACGGACGCUAUGGAAUCUUCCACCCCUGAGAUCAUCUGAAGUGUAUAUCCACAGUCUGCCCGGCGAAUUUUUAUGGUUCUUUUUGGAAUAUCAUUUGAAACCUCAACAAUUGUAAAAUCUAAUUAUGCAAGUAGUAGCCACAGACUAUCAGCUGACAAAACUGGUGAUUGAAAUGUUCCUGGUUGGUAGUUAAAGUUCUGUCUGGAGUUUUGUUUACCUUUGUGAUUGAUGUGAUUUGUGAUGACUAUCCCAAUAUUUUCUCUUUAUUUUGUUGUUGUUAAUCAAGAUGUGAGAGGUCAACUUGCAAAAGAUUUUUUUUUUUUUUUCAAAAUGACUCUACAAAAUUGCCUGUCUUUAUUGGCCUGUGUGUGCGCGUGCGCACUUAUACUUUUUAAUUAAGCAAAUGCUUUUUUUCUGAAGGGGCUGUGCAUUAAACACGUCCCAGCAUGUGAUUCACACAUUUUCUUUCUGCCUGUUGUUUCAUGUUAGUGAGCUGUGCCUGUUGCCCGCCAACUGUAUGGCUUUGGGGUGGAGGAUUUUGAUACAGAUAGGAAGAGAUAUUUUAUAUAAUUAAAUUGCCAACAAAAAUGAGAAUCAUUUACGGAAUCUGGAACUUUGAGAUACUUCCUGUCAUGUCAAUUACACCAGUUUUGCCCCUUAGGGUCUGUUGGUCUCUAAGAAGCAAGCCCAUCCGAGUUCCCAGCCCUGAGGCUGUGCCUGGUUUCACUGUGACUUUCCCGUGGGGGCUGAGGGAAAGAAGUCAUCCUGGUUGUUGUUUAAUUUUUAACUGCUAGUACAUUGCUUGGCAAUGAGGGGUUCCAUUUUUGUUUGUGAAAUCAACACAUAAAUGAACAUCUUAAGCAUCUUCUUAAGGUUUGUAAAUCAGACAAGAGAAGGGAAGAGUGUAAUCUAGAUUUGAGGAUUGGAAAUAUUAUCUCUUUGCAGAUUUAGCCAAUAUAUCAGUAUACUCUGUGGUUCCAUUUUUUUUAAUGAAGGAGAUAGUGAAGUAGUUUCUAUAUUUUAAUUUUUUAAAAAAAAAUUGUACAUGUUGUACUUGGCACAUUUCCCCUUGUGAAAUUUUAGUACUGAUGUGAUUGCUUAUUGUGGGGUGGGGCAAGUAUGAAUUACAUGAGGUAUUUUUUAUUUAUUUUUUUAGGUUAUGUUCUUAAGAGAUAAGUCUUUUCUGAAAUGCAUGUUUUUAAUGAAGUUUUUGGCUUAGGCUACACAAAGACAACAUUUCAGGCAUUUGUUUGAGAGGCAAGAGUUAUACUCCAACUAUCCCUUCUUUUAGAGUCAUAAUCCAACCACCUGGGGUAGGGAGAUGGGAACAGUUGGAUACCAGUGGGGUAGGGAGAUGGGAACAGUUGGAUACCAGUGGUUUUCAGGAAAAAAAAAAAUGGCAAGAAGGCUCUGGGUGGGGAGGAGCACCAUGUGGUCGAAAUAUUAGAGCCAUGCUUCUAUUUUGCCACUAUACCCUUUUACUUCUUCUGAAUUUUCUGUGGAUCUGAAAAAGGAGUUAAUGACUCUGGCUUAAUGUCAACAAAACUGGAAGAAAACUGUUUUCAUUUGAGCCUAGAUUAAAACAUGCCACUGUAUUUAAAAAGCAAUCAGUUUUAUAAGCUAAACACAAAAAUGUUAACUCUUGGAAAUUUUCCUUUCAGUCAAAAGAAUUGAGAAUAAGCUAAAAAGUCACUAAGAAAUAGAGUCACCAUUGUUGAAAUAAGAAAGGUCACACUUCAAAAUCUAACAAAGGAGUGGCUCCUGUCUAAUGAAGAUCAUUCCCACAUAAAACUCAGAGUGCUUACUUUGUCAUACAUAGAUAUUUAAUUUUAGUAAUAACCAAAAAACAUUUUGAAAAGCAUUAAACUUAAUUAUAUUUCAACUUUAAAGCAAAAUGAUAAUGUAAUAAAGAUUAUAUUUUAAUACAACACACUAAAAUUUUAAGCAAACAAGAUGAUUUUCAUCUUGAUUUGCAGAAAUGAAUAAAUUACUCAACUUUUUUUUUUUAAUUUACUUGAGUUUUGGGGCCAAGUAAUACUAGCUUUAUGAAAGUUUGUUGUCUCUUUCUUAAAGAAUUUAUAAAAUUUGUUUUAGACAUGAGAAGGAACAUUGAAUAUGAUGAAAAUUAUUAAAGUUAAUUCAAAAAAAGUAUGGACUUAUUAUCAAAUGGUAUGAGAAUUAUGUCAACAUAUUUCUAGUUUUUUAGUUUUGAUGAUUUUGCACAAAGCAGUAAUUGCAUUGUGGUAAUGAUUCUAAUGGGUCAUUUGGAUGGUUUUUAUAAUGGAGUCUCCAUGUCUUUGAAUGACUCAAGUUGGAAUAAAAGAUAGAAAAAAGCUACCACUUAACUUGAAAUUGUGUGUCCAUCUGUGUUGCCACCAAAGACACAUAAAAGUGAUGAGCAAUAAUGUACUCCCUUUGCCCCUUUGUGUAAAAGCUACAGACUUUGCAGAAAAUAGUAUUAGCAACCAGGCUGAAAUAGGCAAUACAAAAUUUUUAAAACAAUUAUUGAAUUUCAGUGGAAUUUCGGCUAGACUAACAUUUCAGUGCAAGAAACAUGAUUGAAAAAUUGUUGCUGUCUAGUCUUUAAAAUAAUGACAUGGUUUACUAUAGAACUACACAUAUUUGGGUAAAGAUUUAUUUUGGACUAAAAACGGUCAAGUAACCAAUAUCAAUCAUUUUGAUAGCUUCUGGAUUUUGUGAUGACAUCCACGUCUUCUUAACCCUUUUAUUUGAGAAUGAAGACAUCAAAUCUCUUUCACAGAUGACCUUGCUCAGGAUGAAAAUAUUAAAAUUAUUAAAAUUUAAUAUUCGCAUUCUUAACUUUGGUGAAUCCUUUAUAGAACUCAGAUCCUGAUACAAAUCCUCAGCUCUUUCCACCCACUUUCUCCCUUUCACUUCUUCUCUUCCUUCCACCCUAUCUCCCUCCCUCCUUAUUCCUUUAUUGAAUGUAUUAUGUUCCCACCACUUGCCAGACAUUCUUGGUGUCAAGAAAUCCAUUACGUUUUGACAUCAUUUCUGGUAAAUAUAACAAUAGCAGAUUAGUUUUGAAGAAAUCACUACCUAUCCAUGACAAUUACUGGGGAGGGUGGGAUAAUAGGCCAAGUUUGGUGCUUACUGUCUUUCAAAAAAUGUAUCUUGGCUGAGCUUACCCAUAGGAACCCCAGCUCAUCUUCCACUAUAGCCACCUACACGUUUCUCAGCCCUGCCGAACCCAGAGAGUGAACCAUCAUUCCUGCUGCCCAAACACAGGCUGUUAUUUAUUAUACCUCGUAGGCGAGAUGCAAUCUGGUAAGCGGCAGCUUCAUUUGGAGAGAUUCCCAUGUUAGGUGUGACUUGUAAGCUGGUAGCAGAGGGUGAGGGAUCGAUCAGCAAUUGCCUGUACCUCCCCGUGUGGGCUGGUGCUUACACCUGUAGCCUCCUGGUGAAGUUGAUGGGUCACCACCUCUGGAGCAGAGAAUUCUGAGUGGACAGCACUGAAGACGGAGCCCAGUCUCACAGGCUGAUGGUCUACGGUGGCAUAGAAUGAUGAGAGCUUCCAAUUUGCAAUAUUUUGCCCUUUUGUUUAUUUUUAUAGAAGCAAGAAAUUCAACUGUGUGGAAGACAAUGACUUGUACACUUUUGUUCUUCUGUUUGGUGUUUCUUUUGCCCACAGAGUCCUGUAAGAUAUUAAGUCAGGCUGCCAACAAAAACACGGAGAAGGUACCUGCCAGGCCACAUGGUGUAUGUGAUUAUGUCUGUAUGGACAAUUCCCAUUGCAGCCAACCUUGUCCUCCAGGUACUGAGGGAAAUAUGGGAUUUUCAUGCAGGAAAAACAAAUGGUACAAAGUUACUGAUACCUGCCGGACUCUUAAUGCCUUCAACAUCUUUGAGGAGGACUCAUAUUUAGCUAAACCAUUUGGAGAAACCAUAAGAAUAAAUGAAUAUGCUGGAAAAUCUGAGACUAUAACAGAUAUGUUGAUGCAAAAGUGUCCAAAAGAUUUGUCUUGUGUGAUUAAAAACAUUAAGCGGUCUCCCCGGAUACCAGGAAACAUCGCUGUCAUUGUACAGCUCUUACACAACAUUUCAACAGCUCUGCUGACAGACGUUGAUGAGGCAAAGAUGAAGAGUUACAGCACCAUGGCCAACCACAUUCUUAACAGCAAAAGCAUUUCAAACUGGACCUUCAUUCCUGACAGAAACAGCAGCUGUGUUCUGCUUCACUCAGUCAAUUCCUUUGCAAGAAAGCUUUUUGUAAGUAAACAUCCCAUUGACAUUUCAGACGUCUUCAUUCAUACCAUGGGCACCACCAUUUCUGAAGACAACACAGGAAAGAAUUUCACUUUUUCCAUGAAAGUUAAUGACACUGGCAAUGAAGUUACCGGGAGGGUGUUGAUUAGUCAAGAAGAACUUCAAAAGGUGCCUUCCCCUUCUCAGAUCAUCAGCAUUGCAUUUCCAACUCUUGGGGCCAUCUUGGAAGCCAGUCUUUUGGAAAGUGUCACUGCAAAUGGGCUUGUUCUGUCUGUCAUUUUGCCCAAGGAACUUAAAAGAAUCUCACUGAUUUUCGAAAAGAUCAGCAAGUCAGAGGAAAGGAAGACACAGUGUGUUGGCUGGCACUCCCUGGAGAGCAGAUGGGACAAGCAGGCCUGUAAAAUGAUUCAAGAAAACUCCCAGCAAGCUGUUUGCAAAUGUUGGCCAAGCAAGUUGUUUACCUCUUUCUCAAUUCUUAUGUCACCUCAGACCUUGGAGAGCCCAACUCUGAUUUAUAUCACAUACAUAGGCCUGGGCAUUUCGAUUCUCAGCUUAAUCCUUUGCUUGUCCAUCGAGGUCUUGGUGUGGGGUCAAGUGACGAAGACUGAGAUCUCAUACUUACGCCACCUGUGUAUCGCUAACAUUGUGGCCACCUUACUGAUGGCUGAUGUAUGGUUCAUUGUGGCUUCCUUUCUCAGUGGUUCAAUGACACACCACAAUGGGUGUGUAGCAGCAACAUUUUUUGUCCAUUUCUUUUACCUGUCUGUGUUUUUCUGGAUGCUUGCCAAGGCACUCCUCAUCCUCUAUGGAAUUCUGAUUGUUUUCCAUACACUGCCCAAGUCAGUCCUGGUGGCAUCUCUCUUUUCAGUGGGCUAUGGGUGCCCUUUGGUCAUUGCUGUUAUUACAGUUGCUGUCACUGAGCCUGGCAAAGGCUACCUACGGCCAGAGGCCUGCUGGCUUAACUGGGACACGACCAAAGCCCUCUUGGCCUUUGUGGUCCCAGCUCUGGUCAUUGUGAUAGUCAACCUGAUCACGGUCACACUAGUCAUCACCAAGACCCAGCGAGCUGCCAUUGGCAGUUCCAUGUUCCAGGAAGUGAGAGCCAUUAUGAGAAUCAGUAAGAACAUUGCCAUCCUCACACCACUGCUGGGUCUGACCUGGGGAUUCGGAAUAGCCACAGUCAUUGAUGACAGCUCCCUGGCCUUCCACGUUAUCUUCUCCCUGCUCAAUGCAUUCCAGGGCUUCUUCAUCCUGGUGUUUGGAACAAUCCUGGACCCGAAGAUAAGAGAAGCCUUAAAGGGUCGAGUGAACUCUGUGAAAUGGAUCACCAGAAUAUCAGAGGACCUUUCUUCUGAAUUCUCUUGUCAACCCACCAAAGGGCCAAGCUAACAAACUGCAUGCAUUCCUAACUCAGGAGGUUGUUCAUUCCAGGAAUGGCAGAGCCCAAAGGAGAAAUGUGCUUAUUCCUGUCUUCUUGCCACCAGAGAGAAUGAAGGAAACCUCACGCCGUGGAGCUGUCAGAGGAGGGCACGAAGUGUGCAGAGGAUGGAAGUCCUUCUUCUGAGUUGUUCUGUGCUACUGAACACGUCUUGCCCAUGAACCAUAUAUAUACAGAUGUGACUUCUUUGGUCAUAAGCCAAGUGAAAAUCAUAGAGUUUGAAUCAGAAAAAACAAAACAAAACAAAACAAAACAAAACCCUAUUUCAAGUCAAGGAGGCAGAAGCCUGGAGUUGUGAGCACAGCUAAUCAAAGGUUGAGCCAGAGGCAGAAGCCCAAGUCUGUGGACUCCCAGUUCUUGACUUUCUCUCCAAGAUCAGGUAGCCACUGAAGGGCUUUCUGUUUACACUUUCUGUCACCAACACUGUAUAUUUGAAGCCUGUGAUGGGGAAAGGGAAUAUCAUAUUUCAAGGUCAAAGCUGCUCAUUUUCUUAACUUUGUAUGUAAACAAAUUCAACCUUCAAACCAGGUGUUGCUUGAUAGAGAACAAUGUUAUAGGUAGAAGCCCCUUUACAGAGUAAGUGCAUUGCCAGCUGCCACAGGAGAAAACCACGGAACAAAGGCAAGGGGCAGUGGAUGGUCCCAACUAUCUCACCAAGAAGCCAGUGUUAUUGAUGUUCCAGUAGAAAUGGGAAUGUGAGGCUUGCUUUGUGCACGAGUAGUGUCUCUUUCUUUCUGUUUUUUUUUUUCUCCAAGGAAUCUUCCUCUAAGUGAGAAGUUUGAGAAGGCAAAGGAAUAAUAAAGAGAUUCAUCAGAAGGUAGAAAAAAAUGCAUCAACCUGGAGAAAGAAUUAUCUUACAAGAGGCACUGCUUAUAUUGGGACAACAAUAGCAUUCUUCUCAAAUGGAGUCAGAAAGUGGUUUGAAUUUGUCUUUUAGCAAUAGACCUGGAGAGACUCCUCAAGAGAAGGAGGUGAGAUAGGCAUAGUCCUGGUUUUUCUCAGUGCACAGAAAUUAGGCAUCAAGAAAUGCCACUUAUCCAGAGACAAUAUAUUGAGGCAAAGAUGGAAUCUCACAAAGCCAAGUAGUUAGAUGACUGUAAAUCUGGACAGACUUUAGAAAAGGCUAAGUCUAAUUGCCUCAUUUUACAGCUGAGGAUUCUGAGUACAGGGACAGAAGGAGGGAUUAGCCUGUUGUUUGUAUCAUGCAUUAAGCAGUCACAGCUGGUAUGAAAACACUACGGUGUACUCACUUCUGGAGAUAGGAUAUUGGGAAAGAUACCCCACCAUGCUCAUCAUUAAACCAAGAAAGGCCCAUGGAUGGUACAAGAAACUACAGAAUUAUUUUGGGACCCCGUGAAGAAAUUGUGCUCACUCUUCUGCAGCCCCAAACUACUCUGUACCAUCUUAGAAAAUGUCGAGGAACUGCAUGGGAUAGGUUGGCUCCUGAUGACCUUGACAGGGACACAUGGAGUAUCCUGCUUAUACCUCACAAAGGGAAUGACUUGGUCAGGUGGACCAAGGAGAAAUUGGUGCUAACACUGCCUAAGGCAGACUCAUGGGUAGAGUACUUUAUUUUUAUUUAUGGCCAUCCUUGGGAAAGUCAUUUACAUUCCUUAGACUACUUUUCUGUAAAUUGAAGAUAAUAAAACCUACCUCAGAGGAUUACUGUAAAGAUUAAAUGUACAAAUGCAGGUAUUUAGAAUAGUACUUGGCAAAUAUUAAUUGCUCAUUAAAUGUUAAGUUUUUUAAAGAGUACUUGUGAAUAUGUGUACACAUACAAACACACAUAACACAAAAAAUGUACAGCUCUGCUCUUUGCAUGAGUUUGGAUGUAGAUAUGCCCACAGGAAUUAGUUGACUGACUGUUAAAUAAGAGUCAAGCAUUCAAUUUGGCCUGUUCAAUGUUAGGGGUAUCAGUCAACAAAAUCUGCUGAGUUUACUACCAUAGAAUGAGCCUUUUAUCCAAUGCUACUCUGGUAAUGAUACAUGGUUCCCUGCCUUGGAAAAAAGAGUGUGUGGCACAGGGCUCUAAGCCCUGUACUUGUCUAAGCUUAGCUUCACUUUCUUUUUUUCUGGAGAAGUAUUCCCUGAUUGGUCUAACCAGAAAUGCUGAUCCUCCUUCCUUAAUGUGUUAUGUGAUUUAUAACCUGUGCCAUUCACUUUACAUUGGUAUAUAUUGUGUUAUAUUGUUUGUUUACUUUGAGUCCUUUAUGUGCAUGCAUUUUCUUUCCCAGAUAAGACUGUAAAACCUUGUUGCUCACUGUGUUACCUACUUUCACAUGCUUAUAGAGCAGAGCAAGGUGCUUUGUAUAUAGAAUGUGUUCACUAAAUAUGUAAAAUCCUUUGGUUACACAACCUCUUGAUACUGGUUUUUCCAAAUCCCAAAUGACCUAGUACUUAACUAGUGACCUAAAUAAAUCUGACCCAUUUCAACAAACAUUGCCUCCUUGACCAUCAUUACUGUAAAAUGUGUAAUAGAAUUUCCUCUUAUUUAUUUCUCUAUUGUCCAUACCUUCCUCUGGUAACUUCUAAAGGCAGGUUUGCAUCAGGUCUUUGAGGGAAGGAAGGCCUGUAAAUAGAAGACCCCAGAAUUACUAUGUAUGAAAUUAUUUGGUAGUGAGAAGAACAACUCAAAGUAGCUACGCAGCCUGAGUCAUAUCAAGUGAAGUUCC
Molecule: messenger RNA, 19941 nt
Organism: Marmota monax (woodchuck)
Lineage: Eukaryota; Metazoa; Chordata; Mammalia; Rodentia; Sciuridae
Product: adhesion G-protein coupled receptor F2
Exons: 9
Coding region: 15127-17220 (697 amino acids)
Biological process (GO): cell surface receptor signaling pathway; G protein-coupled receptor signaling pathway
Cellular component (GO): membrane
Molecular function (GO): G protein-coupled receptor activity
Source: RefSeq, a predicted model, not a curated record